UGUAAGAAACCUAAAAAGAGAAUCGAAGCACUGUCCACUCGAAAUCACUGAAGUGGACGACGGAGACCUUCGAAGCUCUUCGCCCAUGGCGGCCCCCCUCGUGAAGCUCGCCGCCGCCGCCGCCGUCCUCCCCAACCCCCCCACCCCGGCUCCCCGCGGCGGUCCUCUGUAGCCCCGCCGCCGCCGGGGCCGUUUCGGGGCGGUCAAUUUGGAGCUCCGGUGUUAGCUGGGGAUAGAGAUUUCGCUACCUAUCUUGAACUAUGGAGGACCAUGGUAGUUUGGAGAGCUUUAGAGUUACGGAAAAUGGUGCCGCCUCAUGCAGCGAUAGGCCAAUGAACCAUGUGAGCAAUGGCAGAGAGAGCGAAAAUCUAGACGUUGAACUUUUGGCGGAUUUGGAAUCUUAUUUGCAAGAUAUUAAUGAUAGGCUUACGAUUUCGAGAAUGGUGAGCGAUUCUGUCAUCAAGGGCAUGGUGAGUGCGGUCGAGCAGGAGGCUGAGGAGAAGAUCGGUGAAAAACAGUUGGAGAUAGCUGGACUGAGGGCAACAUUGCGUGCAUGUCAUGCCGUGGAGGACAGGAAUAAGCUUUUGCAUAUUCCGUUGUCACUGUUGAAUGAGGUGACUACCCAACAGGACUCAGUUUUGGUCAUCUCAAACCCUCAUAAAGACCAUGACGGGAAUUCGGAUUUUCUGAGGAGCUGUAUAAGUGAAGUGAAAGAGCAGCUAGCAAAACUCAAGAAAGAGGUAAACAACGUUAAAGGUGGAAAUCGUUGUAGGAGGAUUAAUUCAGGUGAUGAAUUGGUAGGGUUGGGUGGUAUCUUGCUGGAGGAGGUGUCUGAAAGAUUGAUUGGUGUGGAUAGUACGUUCGAUGGUCUCCAGAAUACACUAGAUUCUUUCUUCAGCCAGCUGAAGGAUAUGGUUCACAUAUCUAAGACGUCACUUCGCGUGAUGCAGCAGGAAUGGGAACUAAGAGCAGAAAUUGAGGCCAUUGUGAUAACCGACUACAUCAGGAGCCUCCACAGUGAGUUUGAGAGGAAGCUUUGGGAUCAUAACAGUUAUUCUCGAGGGUGUGAAAACCUCAGUUCCCUGAAGAAGAUGAAAGAAAUAACUGCUCUACGUGAGGAACUAGUUGUGCUUUCUAAUCUAUUGUCCAGUAAUGAUAAUGGGCAGCUAAUUUCUCAAGUGUCCUUGGAGGAUGGUGAAGAAUGUUUGAUUAAUAAAAGAACUGAUCACUUGAAUCGGAAACUGUCAGGUAACCAUUUGCCAUCAGCUUCUCCCUGGGAGGGUAGUGGCAAGCAUGAUGAGCUAAUAAUUACUAUGCCAGAGAAUUUGGACCCAGCGCAACUAAAACAUAUGGGAAGAGAUGAAUUGAUAGGUUAUUUCAAGACUGAGAUGACCAAAAUGAAAAGAUUCCAUGAGUCCAAGAUACAGGAGAAGACUGAAGAGGUUUUUAGUCUCAAGCGAGAAUUCUUGAAGGAAAGAGGACCUUCAUUGACUGUCAGAAAGGACAAAGAAUUUGAAGGAUUGAAGAGAAAAAUCCCUGAAGUAGUCCUGAAGUUAGAUGACAUUUUGAUGGAAAGUAACAAUGAACCUCAAUCUAAUGGUGAUGCUGGCAGUUUGGGCACUAUGAGGGAGAGAUUGGAAGAUCUUCUGGCUGAAAAUCACCAGCUAAGAGGCAUUCUUUCUGAUAAGAAAAAAGAGGUGAAGUGUCUUCUCUCACAAAUUUCUGAUGAUGCAAAGCAAAUCUCUUCUCAUUCUUCCGCUGAGGCAAAACUGUUGGAAACGAUUAGAAAUCUCACAUGUAAACGGGAAGAUGCACAAGUUGAAGCUUCCAUUUCUGAAGAGGUAUACAAAUGUAUUGUCAAGGAGAUGAUGGCAUACAUGCACCAUAUUUCUGGCAAUUUGUAUAAUUGGAAAAGUAUCAGGGAAGAUGUUCAUGAAAUUGCUCAUGUUGCUGAAUGUUUGUGCCAAUCUGAAUUUGAGAAUUUGAAUAUCGAGUCCGUUGUUAUGCAAGGGUUGGAUGGAAUGAUAUAUGCAGAAGUUUUGAAGGAUGCUAAGAAGAAAUUAUGUCACUUGAAUGAUUCGUACAUUAACGAAAUGAAGCUCCGAGUUUCACUUGAAUUGGAAGCAAUGGAAAGAGAAAGAUCACUGGUAUCAAAAAUUUCAGAGAAUGAAAAGCUAAAGCAGGAGAUAACACAGUUGGCGGUGUUGGUGGAAGAAAAGGAGAAGUUAGCUCAGGAAACAACUAGUGAAUUGUCUAUACAGAUGAAACAAUGCGAAAUAAUAUCUCAAGAGCUUGAUCUAUUGAGAGCUGAAUCAAGUAGACAGCAAAUCCUAAUUGCAGAGAUGAAUAAAGAAUCAGAACUCAUAAAAGGUAACCUUGCUCAAGGACUUGAGCAAAUCAAAACAUAUGAAACGGAGUUGAACAAUCUGAAUGAGAAGUUAAAUUUAGCAGCCAAAAAGUUGAGUAAAGCUAAUGAAGAGAGAGGCUUGUUUCUUGCGGCUACUCAAGAGAAGGAGAAUGCUUUACUGUUGCUUAGAGUUAAAGAAAGAGAGAAUUUGGAACAGCUUGAGUCAACAACUGGAACUAUCCAUGAAUUGCUGAAGAGAGUAACUGACUUGGAACAGAGUAUAUCAGAAGAUAUUCAGAGGAAAAACACAAGGUUGGGUACUGUGGGGUCCCAACUGAGUUCCCUUAAGCAGAAGGCUGUUGCACUUAGAAGAAUGGGAUCUAUUUACGAGCAGAAACUUGAAAGAAGAUGUUCAGACCUCCAAAAAGCUGAAGCUGAGGUCGAUCUCCUAGGAGACCAGGUGGAUACACUUCUGAAUCUCCUGGAGAAAGUUUAUAUUGGUUUGGAUCACUACUCUCCAAUUUUGAAACAUUAUCCUGGAAUUAUGGAGGUCCUGAAGCUUGUGAGAAGAGAGUUGACUGGGGAAUCUUUAAAGUUUAUUUGACAAAUUGUCUGAUAUGUCAAUGCUUCAAACAGAAGCUCAGACUGAUAAAAUAGUACAGAUCCCAUGCUUUGGUCUCUUUCUACAGCAUCCGCGUCUUUUGUCAUUGUUGCAGUUCUGCAGCGCCUCCAGUCAACAACUUGUCGUGCUGCUGCAGACAUGGAUCUUUUCUGUGGAUAGUAUGCCUUCUUUAAACGAUUAUAGGGAAGAUUAUGAUGUCAUAGGACAAAUGGCUUCUGAAGAACAAGGCAAAAUGUAGAUGUCUCAUACAGACCCAUGUAAAUUUGAGGAAGAAACUAGGAAGAUGCCUGCCGAUUUUUGCUGUACAAAGGUGAUGCAUUGUUUUUGGACGUCGAGGAGCGUUCUUUUGUCCACUGGAGCCAAAUCUUCAGGUCCAUCUUAUUUUUA
This is a messenger RNA of Syzygium oleosum, 3356 nucleotides long. Its product is annotated as WPP domain-associated protein-like. The transcript is spliced from 6 exons. The coding region runs from base 261 to 2951 and encodes 896 amino acids. NCBI's taxonomy places the organism in Eukaryota, Viridiplantae, Streptophyta, Magnoliopsida, Myrtales, Myrtaceae. The record is from RefSeq and is a predicted model, not a curated record.